AUGGCAAAUACAAAUGAGCGUGAUCAAACACGGGACAAAAUUGCGCAGCAACUUUCCCCUACUCCCUUCGCUUGCUCCUCGCUCACGCGCCUGUCCGGAGGUACAGCCAACUUUGUCUAUCGAGGCAUACUGUCCUCAACUAGACAGUCUAUCAUCAUCAAGCACACCAAAGAUCACUCGGCCUCUAACCCAAAUUUCAAAAUCGAUAUCACGAGAUGCCACUUCGAGGAAGCCAUUCUUCGAGCUCUCGAUGGCCUAUCAAUGUGUAUAAGUGGUAAAAUAACCGUUAAAUCACCGCGCCUAUUGGACUUCAAUCGGGACACAGACACCCAGGUGGUCGAAGAUCUUCCCAAUUCAAUCGAUCUUAAGAACUUCCUACUUUCAGAGGUUUCUCGUGACUUGCCCGAAUCCUUAGGGCGAGACCUAGGCAGCGCCCUUGGAUCCUGGUUAAGAUCGUUUCAUCUUUGGACGACCGAGGAACAGCACACAAAAAAGAUUGGCGCGAAUAAAGUGAUGAAAGAUUUGAAGUUCUGGGUGAACUACACUCUACUUCUGGACACCAUUGAAAGUUUCCCCGGUAUUUUAGAGGAGUAUCGUGAUAUUUUUGAGAAAAUUCGUGACCUCGCUGCGACCGAGCUUGAGCGAACGAGCCAUGAUGAUGGAUAUGGCAUUAUUCACGGUGACUUCUGGACUGGGAAUGUUCUUCUUCCAAACGUUCCUCUCAGUCAUCAGUCUGAGACGACUAUGUUCGUUGUCGAUUGGGAGAUGUCGCAGAUUGGAAGCCGUGCACUAGACUUGGGCCAAAUGAUUGCUGAGCUGUAUGAAACCAAGCUGUUUAAGAAUGUGGACGGUGGAGUGUGGAUGAUUCAAGGGUUCUUGGAUGGAUAUGGGCCCCUUAACGAUGAAAUGGCAUUCCGCACUGCGAUUCACGUUGGUGUGCACCUGAUUUCCUUGGGAAGCAGAGUCCCUGGAUGGGGCAGUCAGAAGCAAAUUGAGGAGGUGGUGAAGGUAGGAAGAGAUUUGAUCGUCCACGGCUGGAGAAAAGAUAAGGUCUGGUUCACAAAAGGCACUCUUAGCUGCCUGUUCACAGUUUGA
Molecule: messenger RNA, 1095 nt
Organism: Penicillium robsamsonii
Lineage: Eukaryota; Fungi; Ascomycota; Eurotiomycetes; Eurotiales; Aspergillaceae
Exons: 3
Coding region: 1-1095 (364 amino acids)
Source: RefSeq, a predicted model, not a curated record